Molecule: messenger RNA, 978 nt
Organism: Myxozyma melibiosi
Lineage: Eukaryota; Fungi; Ascomycota; Lipomycetes; Lipomycetales; Lipomycetaceae
Exons: 2
Coding region: 1-978 (325 amino acids)
Biological process (GO): exocytosis
Cellular component (GO): cell tip; Golgi to plasma membrane transport vesicle
Molecular function (GO): guanyl-nucleotide exchange factor activity
Source: RefSeq, a predicted model, not a curated record
AUGACCAGGACGAAGAAGACCGGCUCUGCCCUAACCGCAACCUCACCGCCCGGCUCCUUCUUCUUCACCAAAACUUAUUCGCCUUUCGCUCUGAUAUCUUCCUCCUCUCGCCACCUUUCCUCUUCUUCUAGUACAGACUCAGACGAGCCCGACUCCCCUCCCCGCCACUCCUCAACAACAACAACAACGACAACCACAACAACCGCCGUGCCCUCCCGCUCGCACUCCUCCAGCUCGCGCUCCUGGAAGCGGUCCUCCCGCUCGUCGCCAAAAGAGCACAACAACAACAACAGCAGCAGCAGCAGCAGCAGCAAACGCAGCACAGAACCCGCCGCGGACGACGAAGAAACGUACGCUCCCGCGAUUGCGUCUGCAUCCGCGGUCUCGCUCGCGGCCGACCCGCGCGAGGAGGUCGAUAUUCUCUCGCGCGAGGUGGCUGCGCUCUCGACGAAGCUCAUCUUGGCCGUCGAGCGCCAGGCCGAUCUCGAAGACUCGCUUGUGGCGACAAAGCACGAGCUUGAAGUCGCGCGGAGCCGCGUGGCGGAGCUCGAGGAGGCGGAGCGGGCGUACUCUGAGCGGUUGGAGAAGGGACUGCUUGUGGACCGCAAGGACGUCGAGCAUGAGACGUCGACGCUGAUGAAGAAGUUGAUGGAGGAGUCGCGCGCGAGAUUACAGGCCGAGUCGGAUCGGCGGUCGAUCGAGCAAGAGCUGGAGGACUUGACAGGUACACUUUUCGACGAAGCAAACAAGAUGGUUGCGUCGGCGAUGCGCAGGCAGGACGCGCUCGAGCACAGAAACAAGCAGCUCGAGAGCGUGAUCCACGAGAAAGAUAACUUGCUCGAGUCAUUACAAGAGCAGCUUGCGGCGCUCAAACAAGUCCUUCAGGACGUGACCGAUGCCGAGUCGCAGUCGCAGACGCCGUCGGCUCCUUCUUCGCCAAAGAGCGGAGAGACCGAGAGCAGCGAAGAAAACCGGUAG